AUGUCCACUGCCUCUUCAUCCAAGCGCUCUAGCAAGCUCUUCGGCCGCCUCCUAGGACGUUCCGGUCGGGCGGCCUCUCCGCCACCGCCUCCUCCUUCCUACGACACCAGCGCCUCCCCGGGAAUAGCUGUACCACCCAUGGUCAAGGGCUUCAGGUCCUCGUAUGUUGCUCCCAGGGGUAAUGAAGAUCCCCUGGAGCUGUUGAAAGAAUAUGAUACAGUCUUUCUCGUGGACGACAGCGGGUCUAUGGCUGGGAGCAGAUGGAAGGAAGCGUGCAAGUCGAUCAUGGAAGUUGCCGACAUUGCUGCUCGGUACGAUGAUGAUGGUAUCGAUGUCUACUUUUUGAACAGCAAGCGGUACGGGGUUGGGCUUUCCACUACCAGCCAGGUUGCGGAACUCUUUAGGAGCUUGAAGCCUAGGGGAAUGACGCCCACAGCGGCAAGGCUUGAUGUACUUUUAAGGGAAUAUAUGGGGCGCCUUGAAGCUCAGAAUGCUGGCAGCACUCCCGGGGAAGCAGAGGAAGUGAAACCGAUCAACCUCAUCGUGAUCACCGACGGAGAACCCAGUGAUGAUCCCGCCAGCGUGAUUGUAGCUGCAGCCAAGCGUCUUGACAAGGGCGAAUACCCUCUCUCUCAAGUCGGCAUCCAAUUCCUCCAGAUCGGCAACGACCCCAAAGCUGCCGCUGCCCUCGAAGAGCUCGAUGACGAGCUGGGCCCCAAGCAUGGUAUCAGAGAUAUUGUGGAUACCGUGCCGUACAAGGGAAAGGCUAUGGAUGCCGAGUUGAUCAUCAAGACUUUAUUGGGAGGUAUCAAUAGGAGGUUGGAUAAGAGGGGUAAUUGA
Cryptococcus wingfieldii CBS 7118 is the source of this 840-nucleotide messenger RNA. RefSeq lists its product as hypothetical. The transcript has 5 exons. NCBI's taxonomy places the organism in Eukaryota, Fungi, Basidiomycota, Tremellomycetes, Tremellales, Cryptococcaceae. The coding region runs from base 1 to 840 and encodes 279 amino acids. The record is from RefSeq and is a predicted model, not a curated record.